Clarias gariepinus (North African catfish) is the source of this 5577-nucleotide messenger RNA. RefSeq names its product tumor protein p53 binding protein, 1 (gene tp53bp1). Gene Ontology annotation, molecular function: histone binding. Gene Ontology annotation, biological process: positive regulation of transcription by RNA polymerase II; DNA damage checkpoint signaling. The transcript has 29 exons. NCBI's taxonomy places the organism in Eukaryota, Metazoa, Chordata, Actinopteri, Siluriformes, Clariidae. The coding region runs from base 238 to 5454 and encodes 1738 amino acids. The record is from RefSeq and is a predicted model, not a curated record. Gene Ontology annotation, cellular component: nucleus.
AGCUUGCCGCUAGCCUAAAGAUACACACAGGAUCUGUGCUCUGUGUCUUUAAGUGACACCAGUGCAACCAUUAACACACCCCAUUAUCGUCCUGGGAAGAGAGGGCACAUCUGAGCACAACUGAAUACAUCAAUGUAAUUUCAUCCUGAUCAUUUAAAGAAGCGAAGCGCCCACGUUUUUUUGCGUAGGCUAGAAGAAUUUCAUCACUCAGUUGCCUACUGACCCUGAUGCCGCCUCAUGGAUCCAGGUGGAAGUGAUCUGGAGUCGAGUCUGCCUCAGACCGAGAACCCCUACCUUAUCGUUGAAGACUCCCAGCCUGACAGUGUGGCCUUGGAGGACGACCCGGAUAGCGGUUAUCGCGCCAUACUCUCCCGCCGCUUCUCCAACCAUCAGCCCACCUCCCAAAGCCCAGUGCUGGAGUUGAUCGCCUCCCCUUCUAAAAGCAGAGGCGCUGAAGGUGAUUACCAGACUGAAAAGAUCACCAGUGUAACAGAGGCUGACCAUAGUUCAUCUCAUCUGGACUCAGCAGCUGAAGAGCGUAGUCAAAUAUUUGAAGUUUGUUCCCGUUUUAAUACGAAAAGAAUUAACCAAGAGGACAUGGAGUCCGGAGCUGAUUCAACCACUCACUGUGCACAAACAGAAGAAGGAAUGUCUCAGUUGGGUCUUGUGCUUUCUGAGAGUCAGGGAUUCAACUCGGAGGCACAAAAUAUAGAGAGUGGUGAUGAGGACGUAGAGGUGACGCCUGCCAACCUGUCGCCAGCAGACAGCCAUAAACCAGCCAGCCAAACUGGACAGAAAAGCUCAUCUACAGCCUUAGACGGUCAAGGUGACAGACUUAGAAGACCAGAGGUGAGCUCCAGCAGUGCCUUGGCUUCUGAGAGGGGAGAUGGCAGAGCUGAGAAAGAGCUGACCAUCCAGGCCUUACUCCACUCUCAGGUCGAUGAGUCUGAUGAGGAAAUUGUGUCAUCUCAGGAUGAUUUGUUUGACGGAGAAAGGAGUGGCUCUAAGGUUGACAGCACAGUAGCAGAGCUUGAGAAUCAGCAUCACCAGCAGACUCCAACCCGCACUCCUGCUCAAAGUAUCAGCGUACUGCAGCCAUCCGGCCAAGACACAUUGGUUCAGGAAAGCCUGUCACAGCAGUCUGAGGAUUUUGUGGGAGCCACCCAGGACAACCUAUACCAAACACCUUACAUUAUUCCAAGUUCACCCACAGGACAAGAGAAUGAGCAAGAGACUACAGAACCAGCAAAGGACACCUCUGGGACCCAUAAUGAUGAAGCACAAAAAGGCCAAGAAGAACCAAUGGAUGUGGAUCCUGUCCCAGAGACCGCAGUGUCAAAUGUAUCCCAGAGUUCCUUGGAGAAAAGCUUGUCCUUGCCAACUCAGCCUGAAUUUUCACAUGAUGUUUUUGUGCCUACUCCCUCCUUGGAAUCUUGGGUCUGCAGUCAAGGUCCAGAGGAUUUAAGGAAAAAGGAGGCACCAAAAGAAAGUCAAUCUUCAAUCCUUGAUGCGGAAGCAUUCAAACAACCUGCAGAAAGCCAGGCUCCUCAAGUGGCUGCAUGUUUCCAGUUGGAGCUAGAGAGUGAAAAUAGUGUUUUUGAUAAGAAAACUCAAGCAUUCACUGUGGAGGAUGACAGUCAGGCCACACAGAUUGAGGAAAUUGAGGGGCCGGUAGGAAAGGAUGAGAGAGACUCUGUCCCUGUGCACCACGAUGACAAAACGGACAAAAGCAGCACAGAUUGUGGCCUUAAUAAAGCUGCUAAUUUACAGGGGAUUUCUCAGGAGGCUGACCUGAAAACUACGGAGAAUGAAGAAUAUUCCUCUCAAAAGCUGUCCUUGCCGUCGACAAAGGGGCUAAACAAGGUAAUAAAUGACAGCGUGGCUAAGUCUCAGGAGAUUCAGUGUAUUUCGAACACUGUAGCCUGCCAGCAGAAAGAUGAAAGUGGCUUGAGUAAAGAUUUGACCUUGAGUAGGUGCUCACAAAGCGAAGAACAGGCUCAGAGACCCACUAGCACAAGUCCUGUUCCCUCUCAGUCCCAAUCUCAGUCUGUCAUAUUUUCUCACAAAAAUCCUCCGGAUGAAGGAGAACCAGUAGUCGACCAUGACCGAAGAUUGAGCCAGCCCAUGUCUCAGAGUGAAAAACUUGACAAUGUUAACAGCACUAAGGAUGUCGAUGAGGACAGAAUGGACGAAGGAGAGAUACAGAGCACUAGCAGGACUGAAGGCUCUGGGUUUGGCCUGGCGCUUUCUCAAAGCCAGAUCGAGUCUCCAGAGAAAAUGGAGGAUGAAGCGGAAGACUCCCAGCCAGUCAGCAGCAAGCCUGAGGAGAGCCUCGGUGUCAUAGUCCUGGACGAGAGCGAGAGGGUCUCCCAGGAGCAAGAGCCUGUUGAGAAGUCACCACUGUUUAGAAGUUCCUCACAGCCUGUCAGGGGGUCCCCGAAGGAGAAAUCUGAACCUGGAAGAAAAGUCACAGGCUCCCAGCCAAACAGCUCAGGCCAGAAUUUGCAGGUGGCCAGUAGAGCUGUUUCCAGUGAUGCACAGGCUAGUAAGGGAGCACCCGGUGGAGGAUCACAGGUUCUGAAUGUGGGCAACAAAAGCCUGGGUGACAGCUCAGAAGACCUUCCAUUCCACUUCACGCUUCCCACAGAGGGCGAGCUUAUCGCACCAGCUGCGAGCGCAACUCCUCCACACGUCAGACAGCUAAAGAACACACCGCUCCACAGCACUCCUAUUGAAACAAGUACUUUCCGUGAUCGGCCGGAGGAUGACUGCACCAGGGAGACGACGAUGGCAGCCAGUGAGAUCUCAGUCGAGGAGAGCGGGGAUGGAGAGGAGCUGGCAGCACAGGGGGUUGAUGGGAAACUGAGUCUCAGAAUGAAGGUGGUAACCCCUGUAGAAGAAGGCAGCUCAGGGUCUGAACGCUUCAGCCUGCAAAAACCGUCCUUAUCAGAUGAGGAGGGCUCCGUUUCCAAGGCUACUACUGUUGCCAAGGCUGUUACCAGCCCUCAGUCCAUCUUCACUCGGGUUCGUGAGGUUCACAGACAGCUACAGGUGGGCGAAGAAGAGAAGGAGCCCAGUGAUCUGUCACUCAGACCACUAAGCCAAAGUGACCUCUUACACAGCGAGAACCCUGAUCCGUGUCUUGAGGCAGUAGGUAAUGGUAAACCAGACCAGUCAUUACGGCAGGCCAACGGCACUGCGAUGCUCUCAGAACCUCUGGCUAAGGAGCAGUCUUCCACAGCUAAUGAACAUGAAACUCCCAGCACUUCUGCACAGCCACCUCGCAACCCUCGGCAGAGAGCUGUUUCACAGCAAACCAGUGUGGACUUGUCCUCAACAACUAGUCCUCUCAACAAAAAGGCAGUAUCGCAACAAAUCAGCUUUGAUGUGUCUGGACCACAGCUCCCAUCAGGCAGGAUGGAUCCAGUCACUCCAACCCGCUCACAAUCAGGUCCUUCUCAUCGCAGGCAUGUCCGCACCAUUCAAGAAGUGCGUACCACCAUCACUCGCAUUAUUACAGAUGUGUACUAUGAAGACGGCAGGGAGGUGGACCGUAAGGUCGUUGAGGAGUCUGAAGAGCCGGUGGUGGAUCGCUGUGUCAUGGACAGCGAUAUCUCUCCCUCACGUACAGGAAGCUCCAUGACCUCAGGGGACCUGGCUGAUGUGAGCUCUCUUUCAUCUAAGGCUGCCUCCCAUUUUAGCUCUAGUGGGACCAGCAGCGGAGGUCCACCGCCCAGCGGGAUGACUAACUUCAUCAUGCCUUCCAGCCGUGGAGCCAAGACUGGCAGCCCCAGGCGAGGGGGUAGACAGGCAGUGGGGUCAGAGCUAACAGGCAUUUGGGGUUCUCCGUCCAUUGCCCCGCUAAGCCCCCGAGGCCACGGGCGUCGAGGAAGACCCCCCUCACGAGGUCCACUUUCCAGGGGUGGAAGAUCAGCACAGAGAGGAGGCGCCCAUGGCCCGGCCAUGUCUUCGUCAGAAGACGAGCACCUCAAUCGUACAAAUGCCCGCAUCCCGCCUAGUCGCCUGGAUACACUGAACACCACGUCCCCAGAAAACAGUCAAGGGGGCAGCAGCUUCAUCGGACUCCGUGUGAUGGCCAAGUGGUCAUCCAAUUCUUUUUUCUACUCGGGCACCAUCACUCGGGACCUGGGAGAGAACCGCUUCCGGCUCCUGUUCGACGACAAUCAGGAGUGUGAGGCACAGGGGAAAGACAUCCUGCUGUGUGACCCCAUUCCACUGGAGACUGAAGUCACAGCAUUGACAGAGGAGGAGUUCUUUAACACAGGAAUCGUGAAGGCUCAUAAGCGCCAAGGUGCCGAGCUGCUGUACUGCAUAGAGAAAGAUGGCCAGAGCACAUGGUACAGCAGGACUGCAGUGAUUCUUACCAUGGAGCAGGGCAACCGCCUAAGGGAACAGUUUGGCCUCGGCCCAUAUGAACCCUCCACUCCUCAGAACAUGGCAUCCGAUAUUAGCCUUGAUAACCUUGUAGAAGGAAAGCGCCGUCGCCGUGGAAACAGGCCCGGGCCUGAAACACCAAACAGCAGUUCCACAAACAGCCCAAGAACCCCGGGGAAACGGAAACUCGCAAGUUCUACAGAGGACGAGAGGACACCGGCAAAGAGAGGACGCAGAGGGGGUGGGGCCAGAUCGGGUUUGAGAAUGGCUCCUUUGGACACGUCUGGGAGCGGAGCUGAGCUGCCCUCUGACCCCAGUGACCUACUCGUGACUCACGGCUCUCUUCCUGAGAGCACAUCUCUCUUCAUGGGCUUUGUCUUCAUGCUAACUGCAUCCUCUGACAAUGACAGAAGGUCCAAACAGACUACUAGCGAUGCAGAGGAAGAAUAUGUGCCAACUGCUCCAUAUAACAAGCAGUACACAGAGAGGCAGCUAGAGGCUGGUGGAGGAAUGAUCCUGCCGGAGUUUAAUGAAGAACAGUGUAAAGCAGCAUAUCAGAGUCUAUUGAUUGCGGAUAAGCAUUGCCGCACGCAGACCUACCUUCUGUGUGUGGCGGGUGGAGUGCCCUGUGUGUCUCAGGUCUGGGUGCGUGACUGCUGUCAAGAGAAGAAGCUCAUGAACUACAGGAACUACCUGCUCCCUGCCGGAGUGGGGCCAGAGAAACGAAUCAUAGAAUGGCAUACACGCUGUAACCCUUUCAAAGCUUUGAAGGUUCUGCUGGUUUCAGAAGAUCGUGUGGAUUUGUGGACGUCCUUGCUUACCAUGUGUGGGGCUGCAAAGGUCAAGCAACAUAAAAUAAGCAACAACAGUUCUGAUAUUUCUGUGGAGGGGUUAGAUCUGGUCGUGGCUGUAUCUCCAUGUCCUGUGGAUGUCCUGAAGUGUGUGAUGGCCACGAACACGCCGAUGGUGUCUCUGGAGUGGCUCGUUCAGUGUGUGAUCUGUGGGGAACGUCUGGCCUACGACAGCCAGCCUGAGUACCAUCAUGAUUACUCUUCUUAAGAUUUGUCCCGUCUGUAUUUUUUUAAACAUCCUUUACUGUUUUAGCACCUGCCUGCUUUUACUGUAUAUAGUUUUAAAACUGUUUUUGACAUAAUAAACUGUGCGUCUCCUUUUUUUCCAUUG